CCACAUCCUCACGUUUAAAUCCAUAUUUUCAAGACUGCCUUGCUCCAAUACCCUAGACACUUUCAAAUUCACCUAUUUCGACUCUUCAAUUCCCUCACCAACAUGUCUGAUUUGACUGCUGAUUAUGUUGUCGUGGGUGGUGGUCUUGCCGGAUGUGUCCUAGCGUCACGCCUCAGCCAGAAUGGCAAGGAAGUCAUCCUGCUAGAAGCAGGCCCCGAUCCAACUGACAACCCUGCUACUGAAUUCUUCUUGAGCGGCCUAACACUGCAAGGGGGCGAACUUGAUUAUGCUUAUCCAAGUGACCCCGUUCCUACUACAGCCAAUCGUGUGCAUCACCUCAGCGCUGGCAAGGCCCUGGGCGGAGGAACUGUCAUCAAUUUCGGAGGCUGGCUUCGAGGAGAUGCUGCCGACUAUGACGAGUGGGCUGAAGUAGCAGGAGACAAGCGCUGGAGCUAUGAAGGUCUCAAGCCUUGGUUCGUGAAGUCGGAACACUUCUACGACUCUAGUGCAGACCCUCAGGAACAUGGCUUCGACGGGCCUAUGUACGUCACUUCAGUAUCCGCCGCCGAAGGUGGACAACGUAAAUACCCUCUUCGAGAAACUGUCAAAAGUGCAUGGGCCGAGCUUGGAGUCCCUCACAACAGAGACAGGAAGAAUGGCGCCAGUGUUGGUUUGAAUGAGAUGCAUGAGAAUUGCAACCAACAUGGCAAGCGACAGCCCUCUAACGUCGUCUAUCCACUCAACCAAGUCAAGGUUUUUACCAAUGCCCCUGUGUAUAGAGCCACUUUCGAUGGUACUAAAGCUACGGGCGUGGAACUGGUUGACGGUCGCAAAGUGGUUGCGCGAAAGGAGGUCAUCAUCUCUGCCGGUGCUUACCAGACUCCAAAGAUCCUCAUGCUUUCAGGUAUCGGCCCAACAGCCGACCUCGCCCAACACGGCAUUCCUCUAGUAUGCGAAUCACCAUACGUCGGUCAAAAUCUUCAUGAUCACUAUGCCAUCCACCUCGCUUUCCGCGUGCGUGAUCCUUCUCUCGGAUACGCUUUUGGAAGUGCUGCGUUCCAAAAGCCCGCUCUCCUAAAGGGGCUUCCAUGGGACUGGAUUGCCAACCAACCUCUCCCAGGGGGAAUUCUCUCCAAGCACCAGCACGAGACCAAACCUGGUUGGGAGAAGCGAAAUGUUUUUGAGGUCCUGACGGCUUAUGUUGUACCAGGAAUUCCUGGUAUUCCCAUCGAUGGAACCCAUAUCGCUACAUCAACAAUGCUGCUGCUCCCCACAUCUCGCGGUACGGUUACGAUCAGAUCCAGCUCUCCAACGGAUCUGCCCCGCGUGCAACCAAACUAUCUCUCAACACAACUAGACCGUGAUUCUCUUGUUCAUGCUACCCGUACAGCUGUAAAAGCCCUUACGGCAACUGAAAACUUGAAGCCCGUUGUCGAGGGUGAAUCUCCGCCUGUCAAGGAAGGGUUGGAAGGGUUAACGCCACUCACUGUUGAUACGAGCGACGAAGCAAUUCUGGAAAGACUUCAGAGGACUGGGGAGCAGCAUCAACAUUCCGGCGGCACAGCAGCCAUGGGUAAGGUGGUUGAUGGGGAAGGCAAAGUACUGGGAGUCACAGGACUUAGGAUCGCCGAUGCAAGUAUCAUUCCAGUACCGUUAGGUGGGCAUCCCCAAGCUACGCUGUACGCAAUGGCAGAACAGCUGGCCAGUAUGGUCCUUGGAGAUUCUUGACGUGAAAAGUCGGGAUAGGCAGAGGA
Annulohypoxylon truncatum is the source of this 1754-nucleotide messenger RNA. RefSeq names its product GMC oxidoreductase. The record is from RefSeq and is a predicted model, not a curated record. The coding region runs from base 103 to 1728 and encodes 541 amino acids. The transcript has a single exon. Gene Ontology annotation, molecular function: oxidoreductase activity, acting on CH-OH group of donors; flavin adenine dinucleotide binding. NCBI's taxonomy places the organism in Eukaryota, Fungi, Ascomycota, Sordariomycetes, Xylariales, Hypoxylaceae.